AACAAUUGCAAAAAUUCUAACAGUUUCCUAUCAGUUUUAUGCUAGUUUCUUAUUAUGUACCUCAUUCAUUUGGGACCUGAGUAACUUCUUUUCUUAUUUUUACACCUUCAGGUUCUCAUAGUGCUCAAAAGUUUUACGUUCAAUCAGUUUCCAACCAUGGUGGAAACAUAAUGAACAAAUUAAUCCUUCAUAAUCCGACCUCCAAAUUCCGCCAUUUCGGGCGUCUCCACCGCCACACAACCACUCCUUCCACCGCCACUGCCUUAUCCGAGGCUAACCCUCUUCACAUUCUAUGGCAUUACCAAAUCCUCGACCCGGACAGCGAUAUUGUCACGUACUGGAACUACAUUUUCCUUAUCACCUCUAUCAUCGCGCUUUUUAUCGACCCUCUUUUUUUCUUCCUCCCCUAUGCAGACACCGAUGGCGUUUGCUUGACCAACGACAACAGCCUUGCCGUGUUGAUCACGUAUUUUCGCUCUUUCGCGGACUUGUUCUUCGUUUUCCAUAUCAUCAUGAAGUUUCGUACCGCUUUUGUUGCUCCGAAUUCUAGAGUUUUUGGACGUGGCGAACUUGUUAUGGAUGCUAAGGAAAUCGCUCGGCGUUAUCUUAAGUCUGAUUUCGUUAUCGAUUUAGCAGCCGCGCUUCCUCUUCCUCAGAUUGUGAUUUGGUUGGUAAUUCCAGCUACAAGAAAUGGAAGGGCUGAUCAUGCAAACAAUACGCUCUCUCUGAUUGUAUUAACUCAAUAUAUUCCAAGGCUUUUCGUUAUCUUUCCGUUGCAUCAACGAAUUGUUAAAAGUACAGGGUUUAUAGCUAAAACUGCCUGGGCCGGAGCAGCAUAUAAUCUGCUUCUUUACAUGCUUGCUAGUCAUACAUUAGGAUCUUCAUGGUAUUUGUUGUCGUUGGGGCGACAGUUUUACUGUUGGAAAUCGGAGUGUUCGAAGGAGAAUAAGUCUGGAUUUAUUGGUUGCAUUGACAGUUUUCUAGAUUGCAACAGUUUGGAAGAACAUGAACGUCAAUAUUGGAGGAAUGUUACUCAUGUUCAUAGCAAUUGUAAUCCAUAUAACACCAAUAUCACAUUUCAGUUUGGAAUAUUUGCCGGUGCUUUUACAAAUGAUGUUGCUGCCUCGCCUUUUGUUGAGAAGUAUUUGUACUGUCUCUGGUGGGGAUUAAGAAAUCUGAGCUCGUAUGCACAGACUUUGGAGACGAGCACAUUUCUGGGUGAGAAUCUAUUCUGCAUUGUCACUUGCAUUCUCGGUUUGGUUCUCUCCGCACAGUUGAUUGGCAACAUGCAGACUAAUCUGCAAUCUAUGACGGUAAGAGUUGAAGAGUGGAGGAUUAAGCGCAGAGAUACAGAAGAGUGGAUGAGGCAUCGCCAAUUACCUCCGGAUUUGCAGGAGCGAAUUCGUCGGUUUGUUCAGUAUAAGUGGCUUGCUACAAGAGGAGUUCAUGAAGACUCUAUAUUGCGCUCACUGCCACUGGACCUUCGACGAGAAAUCCAGCAACAUUUAUGUCUUGCCCUCGUUCGUCGUGUUCCAUUCUUCUCACAAAUGGAUGGCCAGCUACUCGAUGCUAUAUGUGAACGCCUUGUUUCCUGUUUGAGCACUGAGGGCACCUACAUAGUUUCAGAGGGUGAUCCUGUAAAUGAGAUGUUAUUUGUAAUUCGAGGAACAUUAGAGAGCUCUACUACGAAUGGAGGAAGGUCCGGAUUCUUCAAUUCCAUCACCCUUAGACCAGGGGAUUUCUGCGGCGAGGAGUUACUGACGUGGGCGCUAAUGCCCAAUGCUGGUGGACACCUGCCUUCUUCAACUAGAACUGUCAAAGCACUUUCUGAAGUUGAAGCUUUCGCACUUGAAGCUGGAGAUCUAAUCUUCGUCGCGCAGCAAUUUAAGAGACUUCAGAGCAAAAAGCUGCAGCAUGCGUUUAGGUACUAUUCGCAUCAAUGGAGAACAUGGGGUGCUUGUUUGAUUCAAUCUAUUUGGAGAAGGCAUCAGAAAAGAAAGAUGGCAAGGGAGUUGGCUUCAAGAGAGAGCCUUUCGUACUAUCCGAGUCCUGAUCAGGACGGGUAUUACUCUAGCAAUGAGCUGAUCGAAGGAGAUUACGACGAAGAACACAAAGAAGGACUAUCAAUGGAAAGUCCAAACAAAGCACAGCAGCUUGGAGCCACAAUCUUGGCUUCAAAAUUUGCUGCAAAUACUAGAAAAGGGAGUCAUCAGAAAGUUGUUGAUUCUUCUGCUUCCAGUUUAAAGAUGCCAAAGUUGUUUAAACCCGAGGAGCCUGAUUUCUCUAUGAACCAUGGUGAUGAUGUUUAGUUAGAACAAAAUUACUAAUUGAACAGAAAUUCAAAUGUUAUGAGAUAAUUAGAAAUUAGAUAGGAGCUUGUGUAGUAAUAUAAUGUAAAUUUAUAGUCCUAGACUAACAUUUGGUUUAUCAUAAAUUAUUUUUCAUUAUGAUGUUAACUGCUGAGUAAAUUUCUAAUGCUAC
Molecule: messenger RNA, 2481 nt
Organism: Mercurialis annua (annual mercury)
Lineage: Eukaryota; Viridiplantae; Streptophyta; Magnoliopsida; Malpighiales; Euphorbiaceae
Product: cyclic nucleotide-gated ion channel 18-like
Exons: 6
Coding region: 171-2309 (712 amino acids)
Biological process (GO): transmembrane transport; monoatomic ion transport
Cellular component (GO): membrane
Molecular function (GO): monoatomic ion channel activity
Source: RefSeq, a predicted model, not a curated record